AUGCGCACGUACGUCAUGCACCCGGAGUGGCGCGAGGCGUACCUCCACACCGCCGAGAGGGCCCUGGGUCCCACCGGCGUCCUGCGCAAGUUCCACCCCGGCUUCCUCGGGUUCUGGAUCACGAACACGGGGGGCGACGUGAACGAGGUGAUCCACCUGUACCACUACGCCGACUACGACGAACGCGAGGCGGUGCGCUGGCGCAUGAGCCGCGACAGCGAGUGGGGCGGGUUCGACAUCGAGACCCGGCCGAUGAUUAAAUCGCACAGGAGCGAGAUCUUCCUGCCGGCGACCAAGGCGCUUUCGGCCGCGGGCGUCGACGACGCGCUGGAGCGAUUAAAAAAGAUGGCUGACGUCUCCCGAGUCGGAACCCGAGACCCUGGGGUGUACGAACUGCGAACGUACCAACUCGAGCUCGGGUACAGCCCGAUCCCGAAGCUCAUCGACGAGAUGGCGACGGGGUUGCCCAGUAAGCUGAGGUCGGACGCAGCGGGGCUGGGUGAGCUGGCGUGGAUGGGGUACAGCGACGUGGGCAAGUUGAACCAGUUCGUCGAGCUGUGGAGGUAUCCCAGCUUCCAGGAUCACAUCAGGGUGAGGGAGGCGGCGAGGGGCGCGGCGGAGUGGAGAGAGUGCAUCGGGAGGAUCGCUCCAAUGGUGCAGAUGUUCGACACGCGACUCGUCAAGCCGGCGACGUUCUCGCCCAUGCAGUGA
Molecule: messenger RNA, 711 nt
Organism: Micromonas commoda
Lineage: Eukaryota; Viridiplantae; Chlorophyta; Mamiellophyceae; Mamiellales; Mamiellaceae
Exons: 1
Coding region: 1-711 (236 amino acids)
Cellular component (GO): mitochondrion
Source: RefSeq, a predicted model, not a curated record